AUGGCCAGAACCCAGCAGGGCCCCAGGCUGCUGCUGGCCAUCAUGGGGGCCCUGGUGGCCCUCACCUACCAAACAAGGAGGAAAACCUUCCUAAGUGUCAGCGAGGUGCCCGCGUCAGAUCCUGUCGUGGUGACCACCCUGGACUUCGUGACCAAGGACUUCAACAAGAAGAGCGAGGACCCGUACAACUUCCGGAUUGUGCGUGUCCUCAAGGUCCUGAAGAGGGUGACUGACCACAUGGAGUAUCGCAUAAACCUGGAGAUGCGGCGGACCAUCUGCCUCAAGAUGGAGGAGAACAACUGCUCCUUCCAGGAAGGGGAGCUCUACAAGAAAAUCGAUUGCUUCUUCUCAGUAUUUGUUAUUCCCUGGUUUGAAAAGUAUAAAGUUCUGGCCCGAAACUGCACGGAUGGCUAG
This is a messenger RNA of Lagenorhynchus albirostris (white-beaked dolphin), 414 nucleotides long. RefSeq names its product cystatin 11 (gene CST11). Gene Ontology annotation, molecular function: cysteine-type endopeptidase inhibitor activity. Bases 1 to 414 code for a protein of 137 amino acids. Gene Ontology annotation, cellular component: cytoplasm; sperm head; nucleus. The transcript is spliced from 3 exons. NCBI's taxonomy places the organism in Eukaryota, Metazoa, Chordata, Mammalia, Artiodactyla, Delphinidae. The record is from RefSeq and is a predicted model, not a curated record. Gene Ontology annotation, biological process: defense response to Gram-negative bacterium.